Synchiropus splendidus (mandarinfish) is the source of this 1172-nucleotide messenger RNA. RefSeq names its product protein FAM107B-like. The transcript has 5 exons. The record is from RefSeq and is a predicted model, not a curated record. Bases 485 to 904 code for a protein of 139 amino acids. NCBI's taxonomy places the organism in Eukaryota, Metazoa, Chordata, Actinopteri, Syngnathiformes, Callionymidae.
UAUGGGGGAAAACAGCCCAGUGCAUUAUGGGAAAAAAAACCCGAAGCCAGCCGGGGUGAUCGUAACCAUAGCGCUGAAGUGAGUCCGUGAGUUCCAUUCACAACAACACACCCGCUCCACACAGGACGAUGAAACGGCACCAUGCAACACAUGUUCCUCAUGAGAAUGGACACAAUGCACAGUCGAAACCUCAGAUGCCACGGUCUGAUGUCAUGAGAAGUCGUUCGUUCGGCAGUCAACGGUUCACGGCCAGGCGACGCUGCCGUGCGCUUCGUUUUAUAAGACGCAUGUGUGUCACUGUUAAUCUGCUAAUCUCGCAUCCUGUGGGGAUUGUGAGCUCAUCUAGAAUGCCGUAAGAAGAUUGGAGUGUCUACUACUGUGAGUGUAGAGGCCACCACGUCACGGCGCAGAGGGAUGUGAAGGAGCGCUCGACAUGGACGUGUGGCGGACCUUCUGAGACCAGGGCGACCUCUGGCACCACGACAUGGACACGGCGCACAAUAGAAAGAAAGCUGCUGCAGAUGGCCAAGAGAAUGCCCCUCUGUUGGUGCCAUGUCAGACUCACAGUAGGGCCGAGGACUGUGUACAGCCAAGAAGACUGAUCACCAUGGAGGUGCCCAGUAACCAGAACCUACACCGGGAGCUUCUUCUCAGUCACAAACGUGGUCUUCUACUGGAGGAGAAACCUGAACUCAAGCGAGUUCUGGAGCAGCGAAGACUGGAGCUGCACAGAGAGGAAGAGCAGGCUCAGCGACAACCCUCUGAUCUGGAAACAGAACUGCGCAAGAGACAGCAGAAACUACAAGAGUAUGAGCAGGAGGAGAUCAGGCAGAGGGAGAGUCAGCAGAAGGUUCCUGAAUUUGUUCGGGUGAAGGACAACCUGAGACGCACGUCGGAGCAGUAAAGCCCCUGCAGCGUCUCGCCACCGCAUCCAAACGUCUUCAUCCAGACUAGAUUUAGACCGUUAGCAUCUUUUUUUGGUUUUGACUUGUCCAUUUAUUCAUGAACGUUUGCUCUAUUUGAGGCACUAUUGUACUGAUAUUUUGUAUGUUUGUACCGUUUCAAACUGAUGUCAUUUGAGAGAGGCCACGUUCUUGAAGGACGACUCCCGUCACUGAAGCUUUUUACUGACCUGAGGCUGACCAUUGUCUGCAGAGGAAAUAAACUCCGAG